Messenger RNA from Aureococcus anophagefferens, 636 nucleotides. RefSeq lists its product as hypothetical. The record is from RefSeq and is a predicted model, not a curated record. Gene Ontology annotation, molecular function: ATP binding; 4 iron, 4 sulfur cluster binding. Gene Ontology annotation, biological process: iron-sulfur cluster assembly. The annotation marks the transcript as partial. NCBI's taxonomy places the organism in Eukaryota, Pelagophyceae, Pelagomonadales, Pelagomonadaceae. The transcript has a single exon.
GCGCUCGCGGGCGUGCGGAGCUGCGUCGCCGUGUCGUCCUGCAAGGGCGGCGUGGGCAAGUCGACGGUCGCGGCGCACCUCGCGCACGCGCUCGCCGCGCGGGGCGGGAGGGUCGGCCUCGUCGACGCGGACGUCAUGGGCCCGUCCGCCCCCACGGUCCUGGGCCUCGAGGACGCGCGCGUCGAGGCGUCGCCCGCGGGCGGCGGGCUGGCCCUGCCGGUGGAGAGCCGCGGCGGCGUGCGCGUGGCGUCGUUAGGGUUCGUGAACGUCGCGCCGUCGACGAAGCCCGGCGCCGCUUUGCGGGGCCCACUCGCGGGCCGCGUCGCCGCGCAGCUCUUCCGGAUGACGGACUGGGGCGAGCUCGACUACCUGGUCGUGGACCUGCCGCCGGGCGUCGGCGACGUGACGCUCGGGGUCUGCGCGGCCGUCGCCGUCGAGGCCGCCGUCGUCGUGACGACGCCGAGCAGAUUAGCGCGCGUGGACGUGCUCAAGGGGCUCGAGCUCCAGGAGGGGCUGGGCGUGCCCACGGCGGCCGUCGUCGAGAAUCUCGCGGUGGCGGUCUGCCCGGGCUGCGGCGCGGAGAACAGACCGUUCGGCGGCGGCCACGCGGCGGAGCUCGCCGCCGCGGCGGGCGUC